AUGAAAUAUCUGCGAGGAUCAGAAAUAGCUGUGAUGGGGAUCCGCCGGUUAGCGUGUUUGAUAUUAGAUUACGUCCGAUUCUGGAGCAUACUCCUCAAUACAUGCUCGUGGACCGCGGCCGAAAUUGCCUGCACAUUGGCUGGCUACGACCGACACAUUGAUCCGAGAUGCUCCGCUGUUGUCGUCGUGGGCAACGAGACUUGCGAUUCGGAGGUGAUAUUGAAACUGGCCAAGGCCGGUUACACCGUCUUCGUCGAUGGCGAUGUAGGCUUGGCUACAAGCGCGUCGGCACACGAUGCGGACACGCUUCAAUAUCCAGGGAUAUCGUCCCUGUUACACCGGUGGCAUAGCACAAAGGCCACGUCUAGGCACAAGACGAAAGGAUCAGGUCAAGUCAUCCCACUCGGACCACGAACAGGUGUAGACGCUACGAGACAAUUCUCUCGUGAUACUGUGCGGGCUUACUGCGACAACCAUAAGCCCGUUCUUCAGCUAUUGGCGCUGAUCAUACUCCCGCGCACGGACAUGUUGGAUCAUAAAUUUCCGCCCGAAUCAACGUUUCUAUCUACAUCUCCUGGAUCCCUGGCCGAGGCGAUCACAGAACACCUGGUUUCCCUUAGCUCAGCUCGGGAUUACGUUGGACUGCUGCAGAAAGGCACCGGACGAAUCGUCAUCCUCAUAAACUCUACUCACAACGAUUCCCUCCCUUCCUGUGUUUCCAGUCUCUGUUAUGAGACUCAACUUGCGGCCAUCCGUGUAAUGAGCCAAGAACUCAGGUUGCAGGGCAUCCACGUAUGCCAAAUCCUUGCUUCGCUAGGUAGCAUGCCUACUGGACAAGUCCUGGGGAUCUCGGCUCUCAGCCAUCGGUUCGGAAACGGUAUCGAUCAACCCUCAAACGUUGUUAUGGGAAAGUUGAACGAACUCUAUUCCAUCGCUCGUGACGACGCGUUAUGCCUGGUUCAGCAAAUGAUCGAAUGCAGAUACGCGCACCGCACAGUCAGCAUUGGGGUGCAUCCGCUAUUCAGAAGGCUUCAUUCGGCUGUUCCCAGUGGCGUUCAGAGUCACAUUUGGAAAUUGCUUACGGGGGAAUGA
Punctularia strigosozonata HHB-11173 SS5 is the source of this 1092-nucleotide messenger RNA. RefSeq lists its product as uncharacterized. Lineage: Eukaryota; Fungi; Basidiomycota; Agaricomycetes; Corticiales; Punctulariaceae. The coding region runs from base 1 to 1092 and encodes 363 amino acids. The record is from RefSeq and is a predicted model, not a curated record. The transcript has 7 exons.